CGGAAGUCAGCUUUCUCCACCGGCUAUAUGAGGCUGCUUGACCCGCUUCUCAUCCGCCGAGGCUUGCGCACCAAUUCGGACACGACUCGUCGCGGCGGCGGUUGGGACCUGGACUCGCGCAGUCUUGCAGAUGGGUCAGGGGCUGUGGAGAGUGGCCAGGAACCAGCAACUGCAACAUCAGGGAUAUACAGGGCAAGGUUAUCUUUCAAGAGAACAUGGUAGAAGAAUAGCUGCUAACAAUGUUGCAAAUGCAAACCAUCGGAAACAUGCCCAAGGAGGCAUUGACAUUUACCAUCUGUUAAAAGCUCGGAAAUCAAAGGAACAAGAAGGGUUCAUCAACCUGGAAAUGCUGCCGCCUGAGCUUAGCUUUACCAUUUUGUCAUACCUGAAUGCAACAGACCUCUGCCUGGCUUCAUGUGUGUGGCAGGAUCUUGCUAAUGACGAGCUUCUAUGGCAAGGAUUGUGCAAAUCCACUUGGGGUCACUGUUCCAUAUACAAUAAGAAUCCAUCUCUAGGAUUUUCUUUCAGAAAACUCUAUAUGCAGUUGGAUGAGGGAAGCCUCACCUUUAAUGCCAAUCCUGAAGAGGGAGUCAACUACUUCAUGUCCAAGGGAAUACUGGAUGAUUCACCAAAGGAAAUAGCUAAGUUUAUCUUCUGUACGAGAACCUUAAAUUGGAAGAAACUGAGAAUCUAUCUUGAUGAAAGGCGAGAUGUUCUAGAUGACCUUGUGACACUACAUAACUUCAGAAAUCAGUUCCUGCCAAAUGCACUAAGAGAAUUUUUCAAACACAUUCAUGCCCCUGAAGAGCGUGGGGAAUAUCUCGAGACUCUUAUUACAAAGUUCUCACACAGAUUCUGCACUUGUAACCCUGAUUUGAUGAGAGAGCUUGGUCUUAGCCCAGAUGCUGUGUACGUACUGUGCUACUCUUUGAUCCUGCUUUCCAUUGAUCUCACUAGCCCUCAUGUGAAGAAUAAAAUGUCAAAGAGAGAAUUUAUCCGAAACACACGCCGUGCAGCUCAGAACAUUAGUGAAGAUUUUGUUGGGCACCUUUAUGACAAUAUCUACCUUAUAGGCCACGUAGCUGCCUAAAAAGCAC
This is a messenger RNA of Euleptes europaea (tarantolino), 1097 nucleotides long. It is a transcript of the gene FBXO8, whose product is annotated as F-box protein 8. The coding region runs from base 131 to 1090 and encodes 319 amino acids. Gene Ontology annotation, biological process: regulation of ARF protein signal transduction. The transcript has 6 exons. Gene Ontology annotation, molecular function: protein binding; guanyl-nucleotide exchange factor activity. NCBI's taxonomy places the organism in Eukaryota, Metazoa, Chordata, Lepidosauria, Squamata, Sphaerodactylidae. The record is from RefSeq and is a predicted model, not a curated record.